Molecule: messenger RNA, 4502 nt
Organism: Mizuhopecten yessoensis (Yesso scallop)
Lineage: Eukaryota; Metazoa; Mollusca; Bivalvia; Pectinida; Pectinidae
Exons: 2
Coding region: 50-3562 (1170 amino acids)
Source: RefSeq, a predicted model, not a curated record
UUUUACCAAACAAUGGAGAAGGUCAUUGCUCUGACAAGGACAAAAUGAGAUGGACGACCACCACUCAAAGGCGACUCCCGGUGUUCCAAAGAGCUGGCCAAUAUACAGAGGGUGGGCUGUCAAUGCUUGGAACAAAUGGACAAAAACGGCAAACCAGGGGAGACAACUUGGAGAGUCACCGAUACCUACCGUCGACAACCUGAGGCUUGUAUCACCAAAAGAACUGGACGUUUAUCUGAAAGACUUUGUUAAUAAUGUGAGACGUGACGACGGUGCUAGGUUUAAAAUAAAUUCAGCCUAUAAUAUCUACCGUGGCCUGGCUGCCCAUCUGGUCAUCAACUUAAAAUGUCCACAUUUGAAUUUUUUGGAUCAUGACAAUGACAGUUUUGUUGAAUUUCGAAAGGCGGCUUACAAAACAACCAAGAUUUUCAGAAAAAGAAAACAAAUGAAGGAUCAUACUGAUCAACUUGACCAUGAGAAAUGCCUAUGGAACAAACGUUUUCUGGAUAUGGAUUGUCCGAAAAGUCUCCUACGUGCAGUUUAUGCCUUUAAUUACUCUGUGUUUGGUAUAGAGACAAUAGAAGCACACCACCUGAUGUUGGCUAAUCAGUACGUACUGGGGGAAGAUAAAGACGGAAAUUUUGUUGUGUUCUAUGGAAAUCUGCAGGAAAGUGAGCAUUUGUCUGAGGUAAACAAUCCCAUCGUCUCUGUAGAAGAGAUAAAACUGUACGACACAGGAGAAUACGAUUCGGUAUACAACAUAUUCAAGAAAUAUUUGAAUGGCAUACCACGCCAUGGGAAAUUUUAUAUUCUUCCUUGUCUUUCCAAUUGCACAGGUGGGACAAAAAGGAAAAUGACGGGAUUUUCAACAACUCCCAUGAAUUACAGUCAGAUUUAUGAAUUGCAUGAGGAUCUGAUUACUUCCCAAACCUACAGAAAACUGUUUCUCCUAAAGGACUUCGAUGCUCAAAAGGGACGACUCGUCGUUCAUCCGUCACAAAUGUUCAACCUAACCCACACUUCCCCAACCUCUGUGGAUCCAAAAGCAGAUUUCUUUACACAAGCAUACAACAAUAUUCCCCUAACACAAGGAAUGGAGAAUUGUGCUGAGAGCUUGUUAAAUGAAGAAAAUGAGGUUGUUGUCAUUUUAGAUACAUCAGAUGAAGUUAUACGAGAAACUCCUUCACAAAAGUCGCCAUCUCAAGGUCAAGUACAACAAGCAUUGUGGGCUGGGGUGUCAAAUUAUGACCCAGCUUCAUGUAGUUCUUUCGGAAACAUGAUGCCAGGUACACCAAACAUGAUGAUGGAUAAACCAAACUUUGUGACAGGUACACAAAAUUUGAUGACAAGUACACCAAAUCUGAUGAGAGGUACUACUGAUGUAGGCAUACAAACUCCAAACCAUCAUUGUAUCCCUGCUAUGCGUCCACUGAACAUAUAUAUUUCACCAGAGACAUCUCAGUUCGAAAACAAAUUGCCACAGGACAGACAAACCUUACUUCUGAGACCAAAUGUAGACCGAAGUCAGGACGUAUCACUGGGCGAUGGUAGAAGAUUAUUAUCUCCUGCUCCUUAUCAGACAGAACAGAUUGUUUUAGAAUGUGCUGACGAGACCUCUGCAAGCCUGCCAUCCCAGCGGAGCUCCAUUCAACAACAUGAAACAGCCAUCAUUGCUGAAAGACACAGGGAUAUCUCCAGUGUGUUGUCUUGCCUAGAUCAACCUAGAAUGGAACGCAUGUACCCAAAUACUAAUGACAUCACACCAAUUUACACAGGCACCACCCAUCUGAGGUCGCGAACUCUGCAAUGUCAUUCCAGAAGUGCAGAAGAGAAUAAAUUGAAUAGAACACCAUCAGAUUCAGAAAAGCCAAGUUAUUACAAAACAUUCAGAACAGCACCGCCUCAGAUGCAGAUGAAUUUGCCACCACCACCAACAGCACAACCACUGAACACCACAGAAUACCAACAUACACCUCCAUUAUACCUAAUGGACAAUGCUACCAGUGUACAUCCAAUGCAUCAGCUCCGUUCAAACGCUGGCAAAUUUCACCAUUCAACCCCAGAACGGUUAUAUCCCUACCAACAUUCAAGACAGACCAGACCAAUGACAUCACUUCCAAAUCAAAAUCGGGACCAGUUUCCGUCUCUGAGAACAAAGUUAUCAAGGACAGCUUUGACCAAUCAUUGUCCACCUCUGAACAGCAAGAACCAGCCUAUUUCACCUGAGGGAGUCUCACCUUUAUCAAGGAUGAAAGCGAUCAAAGAAUACCACAAACAACUUCUCAUUAGACAAGGAAUGUGUGGAAUAUCACCAUCAUCAUUCUUACUUCAGCAGCAUAUGGCAAUGCAACCUAGAGAAAGCCAGAGUGUCAAUCACAAUCAAGAGCAACAGAGAUCAAGGAAAAAGCACUUUUCUGAACAUGAUUCACAGGAAAUCCCUAAUAUAGAAAAGCUUAUGAGACAAAGCAACACAAAGAGAAGAAAUCCAGAAAAUACGGGGACACCUGACAGCAUGGAGAAAGGAAUUCAAGGACAGAUUGACGAUGGGAAAGGAGCUACAUUCUCUGCGCAAUCGAUAGCAGUACCACCCCAAACUUUACAAGCAAUAGAUCCAUCCCCAUUUUCUCCAGCUGCUAGGAUUACAGAUCAAGAUAGACCUCCAUCAAAUAUCAUUCAAUCACAUCAAGAUUGUCAAGGAAAUCCCCCGGAUCUCGUCAACAAUAGAAAUGGUAAUGAUUACCAGAGCAGCACAGGUAAAAAAAGACUUACAGGAGAAGAUACCGCAGAACCUGCCAAAGACAAAGUCGAGAUAAACCAUACAGGUAGACAUUUAGGUGUAAGGACCGGACAAAACCAAACUGAGGCAAAUUUACUUGAGGAUGAAAGGGAGAUAACCAUUAUUGAUAGUGCUGAGGGUAAAAUACCAUGGGAGGUGAAGGUCUCGCCAAGCAUCAUAGACAAAGGGAAUCAAGAUACUCAACUGAAACAGACCAAUCAUUCUGCUAGAAAUAGUAACCCAGACAGUAAAACCCUCGACCAGGACAUCAGAGAACUUUUGGACUUUGACCCUUCAUUACGGAAAUCCUUUCACAAGAAGUGUGCUGAUUGGUGGAUUCGACACAAGAGUAACUUUGAGAUGAACAAUUUAUCACAAUGCAAAUCCAACUUAAACAGUCAAAACAUGUCUACAAAUUCAAACAAAAAUGAUGGAAAAUCGGAAAACACAGUUCCUGAAAAUCAACAGGAAAUUUCAAACCAAAACAACGACAAGGUUCUACAAGGGAAUGCUACAACAGGUGAUAUGGCUGAAUGUGAAAAGAGACGUACACCCUUGUCUCCAUCAGGAGCAGACGUCUGCUCCAAUUCCAAACAAAGCAGUCCAAAACUUGGUGAUUUCAAUUACAAAUGUCUGAACAUGAACACUUGUAGUGCUAGUGUACUUAACAAUGAUCUUUCAGAACAGCAUAGUGCAGGAAGCCAUGAAACAAAACCAUGGGAUGGUGUUGGAGGUCAUUGUGUAGCUGAUGAUGUGAAAUGCAUGUCUGCAUUUUAUGUGGAUUAGGAUCUCCUGUAUAUCCUAGAUCUUUAGGAUUGAUAGUUCAGGCAUGUAGCUCUCAGUCGUUAAGGAGAUAUUUCUUUAUAAGUCAUGAAACUUUUCAUCGAUAAACUAGCAAAAUAUUGAAAAACAUGAAAUCUUCGAAACAAUUACAGUUAACAAUCUCUCCCAUUAUAAUGUACAUCAUGUAUUCUGUAAAGAUUGAUUUUUUUUCACAUUCCCAAUUUUUGUGGUAACAUUUCUGUGUGAAAAAUACAAUCCAUGAAAAUAGUAGAAAAUGAAUCCAUUGUCACUGUAGCAUUAUACUAUGUGCCAUGGCCAUUAGGUCGAGUCAGCAGUGUACCAAGUGAUAUCUGUAGAUGAAAUAGAGAAUAAUACAUGCCUUUUUCCAUAUCUCACCCAAUAUCAACCCUUGACCAAUAUACUGAUAUUGGAGUCUCGGGUUGAUACUGGGUGUGAUAUGGAAAAAAAGCAUAUUUUAUUCUGUGUAUUACCUACUUACUAAUAAAAUACGGAUAGAUCUACUAUCUUAUGAUCUGUUUUUCGUUUGAAAUAUUAAAAAAUGAAAAAUUUCCAAAAGGGGUGUGAUACAGGUUUUGUGGGCUGAUACAGGCUUUGGGGUGUGAUAUGGCGAGGGCCGAUAUGGGUUAGAGCAUUUGUGUCGUAUCGCAUACAAAAAAUCUGUAUUUAAAUAUUAGUAAGUAUGUAAUAAAUACUAAUAUCUGUUUAACACAUCAAUAUGGUCCAUUUUAUAAAAAGCUUACAAACGGUUAUUACCCAUAUGAAAAACAAAAAUUCACCUGAAAUAGAUCUGCAAAAAAUAGUUCACCCAAAAUUUACCAUUUUGGUAAAUCCAUGAAAAUUGGUGACAAAAGAAAAUAACUGUUUUGUGAUCAAACUAAUAUCACCUUCAAAUCUUACUUAUUGUCGUACAUUGUGUAUUAAA